GGCUAAAUUAUGAUGAGUAACGGGACGUUCGAUAAGGCCGCUUGGAGAUGACUGGAUUAUGUAUUGGGAGCAUUCCAACAUGGAAACUCCGAUAUUCAGGGAGGAAGAGGGUCGCUAUCUGGCGUCAUCUGUUGGUGAUCCCCUGAUAAAAGGCCUGGCUAAAGUCGCCCAAAGUCGACCGAAGGAUCCUCUGACAUACCUCGCCACUUACUUAUAUAAUUUUGCUAGAAGUAAAUCUGGGGCUUCGAUUCAGAAAUCCGAAAUUUUAAUUGUACCCGAUCGACCCGAAGAGCAAGUAGAUAUGGACAGUAGUAGUACGCCUAUGGAGGAUCCUAAUAAUACUCCCGAUGAUGAAGGCUUCAUGAGAAGUCCGGUUUCAGACGUUCCAGAAUCAGCAUUUUCCCCGACAAAUAGGGAUGAACACGGUCAAAGUAUGUUGCACUUCGCUGGUGUCCGUUCGCGCCCGAAGGACGGUCUAUUCCACAUUCUCCAAGAGACCCAAAUCAACGUAGGCUAUAGAGACGAGCUGUACCGAACGGCUCGCGACGUAGCGGAAGAGUCCAAUUUCCACGAUAACGUCGCGGACAUCGACCGUUACGUGGUGUACCUCGCGGCCAGGGGGGAAACGGAAAAGCUAGUGGAACUUCUUCUCGAGGGAUACGAUCACAUUCUCGACGCCGAGGACGGGGGAGUAAACAUUGUGGAUAUAACCGCUGAACGAAAUCACGAAGCCACUAUUCAAUUUCUGCAGGGCAUCCCUACUUACCUAGGCCAGAGGGAGGAGGUCCAUCAGGCCAUUCGUGGGGGAGACCUCAAUGCCACGAAGGAAAUCCUCUCGAGAUAUGGCGGGGGAGGGACUCUAUUGGCUGUUGGGAAAAAUACGGUAGGACGGUGCUCGAUACACAUUGCCGUUCUCUGCGAGCAUAUUGACAUUGUUCGAUAUCUAGCGAAUACUUAUCCGGAAACUCUCAGGAUUGGAGAUAAUUUGAAUAGAACCGCCCUCCAUUACGCCAUGGGAGUCCACGAGGUCGAAGCAAUAAGCGGUAUAUUAAUAAAAGCCGGCGCCAAACGAGUGCAAAAAGACCUGAAAUCGAGACAGCCGACCUACUACUUCAUGAAUAAAUCUGACAUACAGAGGCUCCAGGAGGAGGAGAAAACGAUGGUGAAGUGAAUGGAUUGAUUGUUUUAUGUAUGACGAA
Messenger RNA from Diachasma alloeum, 1199 nucleotides. RefSeq lists its product as uncharacterized. The coding region runs from base 59 to 1171 and encodes 370 amino acids. The transcript has 8 exons. The record is from RefSeq and is a predicted model, not a curated record. Gene Ontology annotation, molecular function: protein binding. Lineage: Eukaryota; Metazoa; Arthropoda; Insecta; Hymenoptera; Braconidae.